GGGAUGGCUCUGCAACGAUGAUCUUAGAUGAUCUAAACCAGACGUAUAAAUUGUAGCCGAGUGGCCCACUGUGUCUGCUAGUCUCUUUAUAGAUACACCACGGCCGUAGCACGAGUGCCAGGCGGAUUUCGUCGUUGCUCUCACAGUGAUAUGGCGCAGAAGGGCCGGGCCGCUCACGACCGCUGUGCAAACGAUGGUGUUGCACAGCACCUCGACGCUGGUAACACGUUAUGUGCCGUGGGGUUAGUGUGGGGUUAUGUGCUGAGAGGUGUCUCACUGUUCACAUGGGUGACUUUGUUGGCAGUUGUACGCAGAGGAGACGGCAUAAUAUACCAGUAGAAUAGACCAGCCAUUCGGCAGGACAGAAUUGAACCUAUCUCUAUACCUAAAAGGGUGGGAGAACACGUAUUGAUUGAUGUAUGCCCAGGCUCAAUGGCGUUAAACCUAAAACGCUGUGCUGAGGACAAAAGCGAGGCACGUGAGUGGUACUAUUGCACUUCCCCUAAACGAGGUUUAUGGCAGUGGGCGUAGUCGUGUGACAAGAGCCCUGUCCCAUUGCGUGAAGAAUAGGACCGCCGCGGCAAUUUGCUGGCGAACGUGCGACUGCACUAGUCUGCUAAAGCGCUGCGGUACAGCGCAUCCCGAACGGACUGUUACUUC
Sphaeroforma arctica JP610 is the source of this 660-nucleotide messenger RNA. RefSeq lists its product as hypothetical. The transcript has a single exon. NCBI's taxonomy places the organism in Eukaryota, Ichthyosporea, Ichthyophonida. The record is from RefSeq and is a predicted model, not a curated record. The coding region runs from base 151 to 339 and encodes 62 amino acids.